AUAAUUUAAAAACCAGUACUUAUGUUCUGUCCUUAAUUCAACUUAAACACAACCAAAUAAAAACACUUUAAAUAACAUUCGUUUAUACAUGUUCUAGUUCUAACAACAGUCAAUAUAGCAGUGACCAUGGCCUUCUCAAAUGUGUAUAGUUGCUGCUGCUUCUUCUUCUUCUCCCUCGCUGUCCUUGCCAUCUUCGCCGCCGCGCCCACGAUGUCUCAGCCGCAGACCUGCAACGGGAUAUUCCUGUCCUACGUGUACACCGGCGGGAGGCAGCUUCCGCCGGUGUUAUCCGACCCUACGCAGCAACCGUACCGGUUCGAGUCGACAUUGACGGUGAUCAACAAUGGACUAGAGGAGCUCAAGUCAUGGAGUGUCUUCUUGGGGUUUCAGCACCGGGAGUGGUUGGUGUCCGCGUCUCACGCGGUGCUUGCAGACGGCACUAGCCUCCCUGGCCACGUCGGGAAUGGCACUGUUUUAGCUGGGUUGGCUGUGAAGGAUCUGAAGACGGCAGCGGAGACUGCAGGGGACGUGAGCCAGAUGCAGGUUCGGGUGGAAAUGGUGGGGACACAGGUGGGAGUGGCGCCACCGAGUGUGCCCAUGCCUUCCAGCCUAAGAGUGGCUAAUGAUGGGUUCUUGUGUGGUGAACCCACCCGUCAAGGGACCAAUGAGACUCAUGUGUGUUGCACAAGUGAUCCCACUUUCAAAUCAAACAUCACCACAGACUUAGAGUUCCAACCCCAACAGAAUGGUGAUGUUACCAUCACAUAUGAUGUGAUCCAAGCUUAUGAUUCCAAUUACUUAGCAGAGGUUACAAUUGCCAACCACAACCCCCUAGGCCGUAUUGACAACUGGAAACUAAGCUGGAAAUGGAACAAUCAAGAGUUCAUACACACAAUGAAAGGUGCUUAUCCAUCAGAAGUAGACUCUUCUGAAUGUGUCCUUGGUCCUCAAGGUGUGUUCUACAAGGACCUUGACUUCACCAAUGUGUUGAACUGUCAAAGAAGACCGACCAUCAUUGAUCUCCCUCGCACAAGGUUCAAUGAUUCAGACCUUGGCAAAAUCCCUUUUUGCUGCAGGAAUGGCACCUUGCUUCCACCAUCAAUAGACCCUAGCAAGUCAGUUUCAAGGUUCCAAAUGCAGGUCUUCAAAAUGCCGCCAAACGUUAACCGCUCCAACCUCGCUCCGCCACAUAACUGGGAGAUCAAAGGUGAAGCCCUCAAUCCUGAUUACAAAUGCGGUAACCCGAUCCGGGUUAGUCCUAGUGAAUCUCCAAACCCAAGAGGGUUACAAUCAAACAUAUCUGCAAUUGAAACUUGGCAGAUUGUGUGCAACAUAACAAGGUCAAAUACAGCCCCUAAAUGUUGUGUAUCAUUUUCAGCAUAUUACAAUGAAUCUGUUAUUCCUUGCAAUACAUGUGCAUGUGGGUGCCCUAGUAACCAAGACAGAACAUGCAGCACUUCUGCACCUGCUAUGUGGCUCCCAGCAGAUGAUGCACUACUUGUUCCUUUCGAGAAUCGAAGUAAAAAGGCGGUUACUUGGGCUGACAUGAAAGAUCUACCAGUGCCAAACCCUAUGCCAUGUGGUGAUAACUGUGGUGUGAGCAUAAACUGGCAUGUGCAUACUGAUUACCAUAGAGGUUGGACUGCAAGGAUCACACUUAUUAACUGGGGUGAGACAGAGUUUGCAGAUUGGUUUGCUGCAGUAGAAAUGGACAAAGCUGCAGCAGGUUUUGAAGAAAUGUAUUCAUUCAAUGCAAGCACCUUAGGGAGCAUGAACAAUACAAUAUUCAUGCAAGGUAAGCUGGGAUUGAAUUAUCUUGCAGCAGAAACAGAUGGACAUGAUCCUAGAAGAGAUCCUAGGGUGCCCGGGAAUCAGCAAUCAGUGAUCUUAUUCACUAAGAAAACUACUCCUGGAAUCAAUGUGGUUGGUGGUGAUGGGUUUCCCAGUAAAGUCUUCUUCAAUGGAGAAGAAUGUUCUCUUCCUUCAGUGUAUCCUAGCAGUGGUUUCAGGAGGGAGUUUUCAUUGGCUACUAUAAUGUUCAUAAUACUGUCGCCGAUCAUUUUGAUGCGGCAAUAGUGGUAUUGUUUGAUUUUCAAUUA
Molecule: messenger RNA, 2099 nt
Organism: Lotus japonicus
Lineage: Eukaryota; Viridiplantae; Streptophyta; Magnoliopsida; Fabales; Fabaceae
Product: COBRA-like protein 7
Exons: 2
Coding region: 127-2076 (649 amino acids)
Biological process (GO): cellulose microfibril organization
Cellular component (GO): membrane
Molecular function (GO): carbohydrate binding
Source: RefSeq, a predicted model, not a curated record